AUGUCCAAGACCAGAAUCCAGGGCGCUGACGUUGCGGUGCUACUUGAUGCGGUCAUUGCGGCCUCCGGACGAGUUUUACCCGGAUUCGGUAACGAUUCGGCUGGCUUCGGCUGGUUGGCCCAGCGCGCACCCGUCUCUACCCGUCUCGUUUGACACUCGUUAGUCUCGUUUCACCCACACUCCCCUACACACCCAAACAAGAAGCCAGCCAGCCGAAAAGUAUGCCACAGUCGAUGGAGAUUCUCCAAGCAAAACAAGCGAACUGACCGACCCUGCCACCCGUCGCCCACAGUGUCUGUGACCGUGCAACCCAAGGCGAUGCACCCGCUGCUCGCUUGCAAGUUCAAAUCCCCCAUGAUGCGGCUCGGCGUCCUUCAGUGAGGCUGACGCCCUGACGGUGCCUUGGCAAUUGUUCAUCCAACAGCGUACCUGCAAUCGCUGGCGACACGUCCCGUGUUGACCAAGUCGUCCACCUCGGCCGUGCUCUCGUCAGUCUCCCUUCUCCAGUGCCUGCCCCACCCCACUCUGUCGAUGCCGAGCCGCGUACCCCGCACGAGACGACGCGACGGGCGCACGCACGGUCCCAGGCAUCCGGCAGGCAAACGAUCCACCCAUCUACCCAUCUACCGAUCUGACCCCAUGAUUCUGUUUUCCUAUCACCAGCUUCGUUUCCGAGAUCAUCGCCGGUCAUGCGUCCGGUGCCUUGCCCGCUCCUCUCGCCAAGCACGAGCGCACCGGUGUCUUGCCGAUUGACCUGCUCAAGCAGAACAAGAAGGCGCUCAAGCUCGCUGCAUAUGGUAUGAUCAGCGAGACUUUUGACUGCUCACUACAUCCCCGUCUUUCCGAGCUUCUCAAACUGACGAUCACCCGCCCCCCUCGUGCAGGCUUCUUCAUCUCGGCCCCGCUCGGCCACACCUUGAUGAACAUCUUGCAAAAUGCGUUCGCGGGCAAGACCUCGGGUCGAGCCAAGUUGGGCAUGAUCCUUUGCUCCAACCUCUUUAUCUCGCCGAUCCAGCAAUCCGUCUACGUGCGUUUUCCUCCUCGCUCGGCGUUUUGAACAAGUUGAGGAUCUUCAGGAAAGCUUAUCUGACAUUCGUCCUUGUGCGCUGCUAGAUCGCCGCGAUGGCCUACAUCAACGGCGUCGAGUCGAUCGAAGGUAUCAUCAAGGCAUGGAAGAUGAGCAUCAUGCCGAUCCUUCGGCUCACUUGGGUCAUCUCCACCCUAUCGUAAGCCACAACAGCCUCGGAAGGUUCAAACCCAGCUCUAAACUCGCUUCCCCUCCCCUCCCUCUGUCUCUUUUUCCAUAGGUUGAUGAUCGCGCAACGCUUUUUGGACCCUUCGACCUGGGUCCCCUUCUUCACUUUGGUCGGCGCCACCGCCGGCACCUUCAUCAACACGCAGCAGAAGAAAAAGGCUUUGGCCGCGAGGGCCAAAGCCGCGACCAAGCGUGAUGCCGAGAAGAAGGACUAG
This is a messenger RNA of Microbotryum saponariae, 1470 nucleotides long. The record is from the annotation of a GenBank genome assembly. NCBI's taxonomy places the organism in Eukaryota, Fungi, Basidiomycota, Microbotryomycetes, Microbotryales, Microbotryaceae.